Molecule: messenger RNA, 4302 nt
Organism: Chiloscyllium plagiosum (whitespotted bambooshark)
Lineage: Eukaryota; Metazoa; Chordata; Chondrichthyes; Orectolobiformes; Hemiscylliidae
Source: RefSeq, a predicted model, not a curated record
AUCAUCCCCUCCCCUCCCCCAAAGAGUGAUCUAGUCGCGGUAGCCGGGCGGCCAUUACACUGGGAAGACUUUAGGAGUGAAGAAUCCUUUACCUAAAUCCAUCAUUUCUGAGAAGGAGUUGCAGCUGAGGCACGCAUCUAUGUAUUCUGAUCCUGACAGCCAGGGUACAUAUACCAGCGUCAUCCCCCCACCUCCCAGCAGGACGCAAGUCAAAAAGGUCUCCACAAGUGUGCCUCAUGAUGUGAUAGGGCAACGUGUGGCAGCAGCAGAACGCCAGGAUUCUACAUCCCCAGUUAUAUCUCCUCACCAAUCACCACCAACUUCACCAGUUGCUUGGAGGAAACACAGCAAGCAGCAUCCAAGUGGAGGGUCUGCUGCUGGUGAUGGGAUGUGGCCUGCCCACUCUCCUCCCCCUAACCAAGAGAACUGGGUGAGUUUCACUGACACUCCACCUAGCAGCACACUUCCUGCAGUGCAUCCAGCUUCUAUUCAGGAACACACGACGGUGAGGACUGUGGCAUCUGCUACAAAUGCCAUGGAAAUUCGUAGGCAAUCCAGUGGUUAUGAUGAUCCUUGGAAGAUUACAGAUGAGCAGAGACAAUAUUAUAUUAAUCAGUUUAAAAAUAUUCAGCCCGAUUUGAACGGUUUUAUUCCAGGAUCUGCUGCUAAAGAAUUUUUCACAAAAUCCAAACUGCCAAUUCUUGAACUUUCUCAUAUUUGGGAGCUAUCAGACUUUGACAAAGAUGGCGCUUUGACGUUGGAUGAGUUUUGUGCAGCUUUCCACCUAGUAGUGGCCAGAAAAAAUGGCUACGAUUUGCCAGAGAAGUUACCGGAAAGUUUGAUGCCAAAGUUGAUUGAUCUUGAUGAUGCAGGGGGAGUUGCUGAUCGGGCUUCAGAAACUGGCUUCUCAACCUCACCGGCAGACGUGCCCCCUAGCAAAUCACCAUCGAUGCCCUCACUAAACCAGACGUGGCCAGAACUGAACCAGGGCAGUGAGCAGUGGGAGACUUUUAGUGAACGCUCCUCAAGCUCGCAAACUCUGACCCAGUUUGAUUCUAACAUUGCACCAGCUGAUCCUGACACCGCUAUCGUUCACCCUGUACCAAUCCGCAUGACUCCAAGUAAAAUUCACAUGCAAGAAAUGGAGCUGAAAAGAAUUGGAAGUGAACUAACACACCCAACUAGCCCUUUGCUUACAAAUUCGCCUGAACUUUCAGAAGAAGCUAAGUUAGCCACCACUGUAAAAUUUGUUACAGGAAACACUGUAGCUGAUGGAUACAGUAGUUCAGAUUCAUUUGUUUCAGAGUCUGAUCAGAUCGGAAACAGCAUAACUCGGCAGCGUUCACAUUCAGGCACUUCGCCAGACAAUACUCUCAAGACUGCUGCGCCCCCUCCACCUCCUCCAAGACCCCAGCCUUCGCAUUCAAGGUCUUCAUCUCUAGACAUGAACAAAACAUUUUCUGCCAGCAACACGGGGCAACCGCAAGCAGGAAUUGUUGCCUGUCCCCCUGCAGUGCCUCCAAGACCUCAGCCCACACAGGUCACUGUGCCUCCAGUACAUCGCCCAGUAGAGGCUGAUAGCCAUGUAGCACGUGCCAACACCUCGCCUCAUCAGAUUCCAGAGCAGCCCAACUUUGCCGAUUUCCGGCAAUUUGAAGCAUUCGUGUCGAAGGGUACAGAACAGCAAAUAGAUGACUCGGGAAAACAUUCUGAAACUGUUCCGGCAGAAAAACCUUCAGAUUCAGCAGGGACCCUAAGAACAGCAAAACUAGAUGGUUCUAGUGAUGAAAAGCCAACUGGAAACGCAGCUAAAAGUACAUCAUCUCUUGUCCCCCCUCCAAAGCCUAUCCGCAGAAGAUUGAAAUCUGAUGAUGAGCUUCGUACAGAACCAGAGGAGCAUACCCCAAAAACUAGUGUAAUUAAUACUGUGCUAGUUGCGCAGUCAUCAAUCCCAAGAUCAUUUGGCAAAGACAAGAAGUCUAUUCAGGCUUCGAUCAGAAGAAAUAAAGAAACCAACACUGUAUUAGCCAGGCUCAACAGUGAAUUACAACAGCAACUGAAGGACGUGCUCGAGGAGAGAAUUUCUCUUGAAGUCCAGCUGGAACAGCUUCGGCCGUUUUCACAUUUGUAACAGAGCAGCCCGAGCGCUUGGAUGGGACUUUUUUUUUUAAAAAACCCGGUGUUUGAUCCGACUGUGUCACGGUACCCUCCUCCCUGCAGAUAGCUUACACCUGUGUUCAGCUUCGCCUGUCUACAAUGAAGCAAUAGGUUUACAUGGUUACUUUCAUUGAGCUGCACACUUGACACAUGGCUGCAGUAUGUUUAAGAAGCGCUGUGUUGGUGUGUGGGUGGCGGAUGACGAUACAAGAGGGUGUUAUAAAGCUGAUGGCCAUUCAAGCCCUGAAUCGGGAGGUCAUUUGCUUUUAGUGUUGAUUCUACAGAAGAGCAAAUAAUUUAACAACUCCUCCUAGAUCAGUCCAACAUAACACAGCUGGCUUACCCACAGGAUGAAAGUUCUUAGUGAGGCUAUGGCUUGUUGAAUACUUGGGAUUUGCUGCAUUUGAAAACGGGAGUGAUCAGCAACAUUGAAGCACCCAUACUCAAUUAAUCAACUUGCUUAACUGUAUGGAACAUGUUAAUAAUAGUAGAUUAUGAUUGUGAUUGUGCAAAGACUAGGGAUGGAAGAGCUGUGCUUGAAUGGGAAAUUGUUUCCUGUGUAGGUGUCAAAGUACUUCUCUUCUCAAUCUGCAUAACUUUCAUUUUGGAUGAGAAGUUGGGUUUUAUUCUAGUGUAUUGAGAGGAAAUGGCUUAUCUUGCUCUUCUCUGCUUCACUCAAAAAAAACCUGUUGCAUUCUUGCAGUAAAUGAUUUCUCUAUAUGUUUAUAACAACCUCUGAAGUACAUAAUGAAAUAUUUUGCACUACUGACGUAUGCGUGUAAUCAUGAUUAUUUGGCAUGGUUCAAAACCACUUUUUAAUUGGAGGGUGUAAAAGGUAAAAAUGCUUGAAGCCUGGGUAAAUGUUUAGGGACAGUAGCUACGAUGUUUUUAAAUACAUGUCUGACAGUCACUCGCUAAAGACUGUUUAUGAUAAAGCAGUCUGUUGGUUUGAAUAUGUUGAGAUGCUCGUGGGGAGCGGGCCUUUUUAACUUGAGUGCACUGAGCUCACUAAUGUUUCAUGGAGGAUGUGAGGCCUGACUGAUGCACAUACACGCAUGAUUAAGGGAGGUGGGUGUGCAGUGUUUUGCAUUUGGCUUUGCAAUUUCCAUCAGUUUCUGCAUGAUAUAUCCAUGAAAAGAAGCAGGAUCCUGGAAUGACACAUCUCACCUGCGAGGAGGAGGAAUAAGUGCAAAUACUGUGUCACUUCUCGUAAGCAUUUGUGAAAGAGAGAUCAUCUGGUGUGUGGCAUAAACGAUUUUGGGGUGAGAUGCCUGUGUGGAACUGUAAGUUACAUAUAAAAAGCCACCACUUGCAGGUGAAUCCGUGUGCAGUUUUGCAUGAAAUUUGCAUUAAGCAGCUGAUUCUAUACUCUCCUUUCCCCUAUUCUCACUCCAAAUGAAUUAAAAUAUGUGGGGUUUGUGCAGUAGCACAGUAUGUGGGAUAAAUUGUGAUGAUUUAGGACAGAAUAUUUUGUGUGUGUGUGUGUAUGUUGAUGACUUGCAGUUCUGUGGUUUCUCACAACACAGCCUCUAUCUGCAUGUUACUGACCGAUUUCCAUUCCACCAACAUAGCCUUCUGAGUACUGAAUACAUACUGUGCACCUCCCUGACACUGGUAAAGUGAUCUUUAAAUUUAAAUGGGAGUUUAAUCAAAAAUUGUACAGAACUAGAGAAUAUUUCUUUAAAUUAUUAUGCAAAAAGUGAGAUUUUAUAAUUAAGUUUGACAUUGGUGUUCAGUAUUCUAAGGGUUAAUAUGAUUUACAGUUUCUGUUUUCAAAAAAGAGAAAAAAACAUUUUUUUGCAUUUGGGAUUAUCUUUUGUUUCUGUAAUUUCAAGCCUUACUGUUCUAGCUUUGUACUUCAAAAGAGAAGGGAUGAACAGGGAGGGAAGGCUUCGCGUCCUGACCGAAUCAGAAUCGCCUUGUUAUUCAGGUCAAUGUACUGUAUAAGGGGUAUGAUGUAAAUUGUAUAAUACACUUUUGAUCUUGUAUGUAAAUUUCCAUUAAAUUGCUGACUAACAGCAGCUCUAUUUAAUUGCUUACUCUAGCUCUGGGAUCUUGGAUGUUAAAGUGCAUGGAUAUAUCUUGGCAGAGCAAUCUAGCAACUGUGAUUUUUACACAAAUAAAACAGCACAAUAUUUUACCUGA